Molecule: messenger RNA, 3935 nt
Organism: Puntigrus tetrazona (Sumatra barb)
Lineage: Eukaryota; Metazoa; Chordata; Actinopteri; Cypriniformes; Cyprinidae
Product: sterile alpha motif domain-containing protein 9-like
Exons: 3
Coding region: 801-2156 (451 amino acids)
Cellular component (GO): cytoplasm
Molecular function (GO): protein binding
Source: RefSeq, a predicted model, not a curated record
ACCUGAUUUAUAGGUUCUUUAAGUAACUAGUUCUGCUCUUGUAGGUUGUAAACAGGUUAUCAACAGGUUGUAACAGGUUGUCAGUUGCUGUCAGUUUGACAAGUCAGUGAGAUGUCGUCAUUAAUAUAAACUCAGCAACUUUUUUCGGUAGAUUUUGCUACUUUUUGAGGUUAUUUAUUUGGAUUGCAUUGUGGAUAUUACUUGCAUAAACCGGUUGAGCGAUACGAUCACACAUACGGGAUUUUCCUUUUCGUGCAAAGUUUAAACUCACCACUGAAAGGUUAGAAAAGUUGCCAUUUUAACUUGAUGCUUUGCCUUCACGCUAUGCCUACGCCAUAAAUGAAUUACAUUUUUAAUUUUUGAAGUUCUGCUGGUCUUUGGGGCGCUAACUAAAAAGAUAACACACGCUACGGCUUUUCUCUCUCCCGACAAAAUGCUGUUUUUGUGUUUUUGUUCGUAUCCGUCGAGUCUACUUGCUCUAAAACGUGCAUACAGUCGCAAGUUUUUACUGGAUGAACCACACAUUUUAUGUUAAAAUCCGUUUGCGAACGAGGCCUACUCCAUCACCGAACCCCGCCCACAAUGGAGGCGACACAAGCGGUGUGAGAGAAAAUGAAAGCGGGGUAACUUUCCGGGCUAGCCUAGCGGCUAACUCAAGCUAGCUAUUCUCACCAUCUUACUGGCGGACAAUAAACUAGACUAUAUCAGACUACUACGCUCGAUACAGAGUUCUGUGGAAUGGAGAAGCAUCAUAAAAGAUGCAAAAUUAGUUUUUUAGCCCUACCACUGGAUCUGCUGAAAUGGAGCUGCCUGCACAAAUCAGCAUUGAAGAAAACCAGGGGAAUAGCCAUGUGGAACACAACAGGACAUCAGGCAAGGCAAACCUGAAUUAUUGCAUAGAUCACUGGAAUAGAACUGAUGUCUACCAGUGGCUAAGCGAGAACAAUGUCCCCGUACAGGUUGCUAAGAUUCUUUACAAUAACGAAGUUUAUGGAGCCUCACUAAUUCAUUUUGACAAACAAGACCUCCUAGACAUUGGUUUAUCACAGGGACCUGCAGUUCACAUCACUAAAAUAGUGGCCAAGUUAAAAACAUCCUACCAUGCCACAACCAAAGACGCGGAUGCAUUAAUAGGGACCUCUGCAGCACACCAGUUUCAACAAGAAACAGGACGGGCUGAAAGCCAUACCUCUUGGUCUGAUAAGCAGCUUGAUCAAAUCAGCAUAGAAGAAAACAGUGACACAUCAAGCGUGGAGAUAUGGUCAAGGGCCUCAGAAGACGUACCCAGAUGUACAGGCAAUGCUUCACACUUUCAAGAUGAAAAUGCUGUACGGUUGGAGGAACAGUAUAGCAGCAUGUAUGCCAAAGCAGAUGAGGCAAGUAGCGCACAGCCUUUGAUGCAAUGCGCAGCGCAAACAAAUAUUGUAGAGAGUGAGACCAAAGAACAGGUGACCGGUGAGAAGUUUCGUUACUGUGCUCCCCGCCCUUUUGAUAAAAGCAGUGAAACAUUUGAAUACACACAAAACGACAUACUUCCAAUUGAGACUGGCCCAAGCAAUCUUAUCGAUCCUAUACAUGAGUACAAGCUCUUGGCAAACACACAAGAUGCUUUAGAAGAGAAUGUCUUAAAAAAAUUCAAAAAUGAAGCAUUCUGGUUUUGUGCAGCAUGCAUUAAUUCUCGAUCUAACGGAACUAUCCAUUUCGGUGUUGGAGAUGAACCACUGCACAAACACGGACAAAUUAUUGGACUAGAGGUGCCACGUCGGGAUAAAUAUGUAGACGCAUUUGAUAAGGGUCUGAAGGAACACUUCAGAGAGAAAAGUGUACUUGCAAUGGCGUGCAUCAGGCCCCCCAAGUUUGUUAAAGUUAAUUGUCCAAAUAACGAGGAGAGGUGGGUUAUUGAGAUUGACGUUGUCCCGAAGUAUAAAUUAACUCAGAAGAAACGUUUUCACACUACGUUAAACAAGAAGGAAAACAAGACAAAGUGCCUCUUUGUUCGUUCUGGUGCAAGCACCAUUAAUUGCCUUCCUGAAAAUUAUUCUAAGAUUUCUGAUAAAAAGUUGAGUAAGUUAAAUAAGAACUUAAACAAAGAUAUAGAAUUAUGGGCUUUAAAGAGACAGUUAGCUGAAGAGGAUAUAGCUAUCUUAAGGAAGUGAUUCCACCGAUGUACUUCUUCCAGAGCUCAGUGUCAGUAGUGCACCAAAGUGGCAUCCCAACCCCAAAGUGGUCCUAUUGAAAUUUCAUACGGAAAACCCCCGCGAUUGCACUAGGUACACAAGCCCCUGCCUCUUUCUUAUUGUUGUCGAUGUGUUUUAAAGACGACAGCAGCAUUCCAAGCUGCUGAGAAUCUAAUUGGACGUUGUGCACUGGCCGCCAUUUUCUGGUCACUAAAACCUGAAAAAUACAGUUGCACUUUUAUAUGAUAAGUUUUGGUACUUGCCUGUUAGUAUUUUUAUAUUUAAAACAAGAGCCAAACGUUUUUUUUAAUCUGUGGUGUGGGGGGCAUUUUGGUUUAGCGGUUGAAUGCAAUGCCAUAAAAAUGACUUUUUACAAGCACUUUUUUACAAUACCUACUAAAAUCAAGACGGCAGAGAAGAGAUUAUAUACUACUGUGUAAUUACAGAGGUAAUUACAGCCUCUUUGAAAAGACAUGCAACGGUAUUAUAGAUGAACUGGCUAAAGCAAAAAGCUUUACUCUGCCUGCACAUAGUUGGAUAUUGUGGAUAGAUUUUUAUUGUUGUUACUCUUUAUUACAUUGUCAGAUUGGGAAAUUAAGAGUGCAUCGUCCAAAGCCAUCCCCUGUAUGAAAGUCACACAAGCGCUCGUUUGUCAAAAGAGCUGACAGAUGCAGUCAAUAUGUGGACGGUGGGAAAGCCAAACGUGUUACUCCCAGUAACCAUAGAUGAAGUGAAUGAAAUCUGACUGGGGUCACAGAUAGGUCGCGUGGCACAUGUUGUAAACCUUGCAGGAAAUUCUGGAAAGAUACACAGAACAAAGCAGACCAAAGGGUCAGAGGUAUUUUUACAGAAUAGCCUCAAAAUGCAGCAAUAGAUGCUUGACCUGAGAGAAAUUGCACUACAUAUUGUGAAUGAAGGCUGCAAAUUUAAUCAAGAUGGUUACUUCUUUUUAUUGCUGUACAUUUUUGUUUACAAUCGUGUUUAUCUUUUAAAUGGGAAUUCAUGUGUUGUCCAGUUUGCCAGCAGCUGUGAGCUACCGGUACUAAGAAGCACUCUUUAUUUUGGAAUAUUUGUUUUAUGUUGUUGUUGUUGUUGUUGUUGUUUUUUGACUUUUAAUUAAAGUAAAGAAUAUAGAAUGAAAAAUAAUAUUACUCUUGCUGUAGCUGUGCCAAAGCUAGAACAAAACAGCAAGUGAAUGUUGGCUAACUGAACUGUGAGCUGUAUUGUUGUAUACCUAGUACAGCUCCUAGUAAGGAGCGUUUAUGUAUAGAAACACUUUAAUAACAGUCAGAGCCACAUGUGGUAUGUUUUGUUCAAAUGAAGUAUUUUAGCUUGAUGGGAUAACUUUCUUAUUCAUCAGAGGCCUUCUUGAAUUCAACUGUUGUUUUUUUUAUUUUAUUUUAAUGCCACCUUUGUUUCUUUGAUUGUUUUGUACUUUCAUGUAUAUUUUUAUAUAUAUAUAUAUAUAUAUAUAUAUAUAUAUAUAUAUAUAUAUAUAUAUAUAUAUGAAAUUAUAUUAUACUGCCUUUCUUAUAAGACUAAAUGUUUAUUAUUGCAUUAAAUCUUCAGUGUUAAUUGUAAUUUCUGUUCUAACACAUGCAUAAGUUAUACAAAAUAUUACUUCUUUAACUUCUCCCAAGUGCAGUUCUUUAAUCGGCUAAUUAUCAAAGAGAUAUUUGUAGUUUUGCUAAGCUACUGUUUGAUGUUGAGUUGAGAUAAUAAGUAGGCUUUAAUAAAUAAAAAUCAUUCAGUCAUUCA